AAUCGGUAAAUAGUACAUUUUGAUGUCUACUUGCAGCAACCAUGGCCCCUAAAAGGAAUAAUGUUGUGCCCAAUGGGCAUUUCCACAAAGAUUGGCAGAACCGUGUCAGGACCUGGUUCAAUCAGCCCAUGCGAAAGAAGAGGCGUAGGGCAACAAGGGUCAAGAAAGCAAGAACAAUAGCACCAAGACCAGUUGCUGGACCUCUGAGACCUGUGGUUCGCUGCCAAACUGUCAAAUACAACACCAAGGUUCGAGCUGGUAGAGGUUUCACACUGGAGGAACUGAAGGCAGCUGGUGUGUACAAGAGGCAGGCCUUGGCCAUUGGUAUUGCUGUAGAUUAUCGUCGUAGAAACAGAUCUAUGGAGUCCCUCCAACAAAAUGUUCAAAGAUUGAAAGAAUACAAGUCUAAAUUGAUUCUGUUCCCCAAGAAAGCAAGCAAACCAGCCAAGGGUGAUGCCACUGCUGAAGAAAUCAAGAUGGCCACACAGUUACCUGGCACAGUUAUGCCGAUCAGACAGUCUAUCCGUAGAGAAAAGGCCCGUGCUAUCACUGCCGAUGAGAAACGUUACAACCCAUAUGUUGCUCUCAGAACUGCCAGAGCCAACAAGAGACUUCAAGGUUACAGAGAAAAGAAGGCAAAAGAAAAGGCACAAGAAGAUAUCCCCUCCGCUAAAGGCAAAAAGUGAUCUUGAUGUUACUUGUACAGUCAAUAAAGAGAAAAAUUAUGACAA
Molecule: messenger RNA, 731 nt
Organism: Mercenaria mercenaria
Lineage: Eukaryota; Metazoa; Mollusca; Bivalvia; Venerida; Veneridae
Product: 60S ribosomal protein L13-like
Exons: 4
Coding region: 42-686 (214 amino acids)
Biological process (GO): translation
Cellular component (GO): cytosolic large ribosomal subunit; ribosome
Molecular function (GO): structural constituent of ribosome; RNA binding
Source: RefSeq, a predicted model, not a curated record